AUGGCAUCUGAGGAAAAUCUGACGACUGGAGUUAAUAAGGACAACGUGCAGGGCAACAUAUGGCCAGGGUUGCCCAAGGAGUUUGAGUUGUUCUACUUUUUCAAGAUUUCCAAGACGGACAGCUUCCGGCGCCAUCUGCGCUACCUGAUUCCUCAUAUAACUACGGCAAAUAGCGCCCUCAAAGCUCGAGACCAAAUUGCGCAACACAAAGCGGCAGUGGCUAAUGGGCUUACACACCCCGCAACAAUUCCACUGGCCGGGGUAAAUAUUGGCUUCAGCGCUAAUGGCCUGAAGAAGCUAGUGAAGAAUGAGAAUGACCGCUUGAAGGCCGGUCCCUUUCUUGGCGGCAUGCUUGCCGAUCUGCAAGGUGGGACUGCUGGGGGUGAAGGCCGGGAUAAUCCAGAUGACUGGGAGAAACGCUUCAAGGAGAACGACAUCGAUGGCAUAAUUCUAGUCACAGGUGAUUCCGAGAGGACCGCUUAUGCGAAGCUCUAUGAGGUGAAGGCUCACUUUAUCGGCUUUUUCUGGUUCAAUUCCAGCAUCGAAGACCGCUUCACGAUCCCUGGAUAUAAGCGUCCGGGCCAGGAGAGCAAUAAGGAACACUUUGGGUACCGUGAACAUAUCUCCCAGCCUCAACUUGUCGGGCUGGACCCGUCCCCCACAGGGGAUAAAGAACCUCCGCCAGUACCACCGGGUUAUAUUAUCACCAACACCGACCAAGACCCUUCGCCUCAGCCGGAUUGGGCGACAGAAGGUAGCUUCCUGGUCUUCCGCAAGCUGCAACAGUUAGUGCCGGAGUUUAACAAAUGGUUGAAUGAAACGGCCCCAAAGCACGACCUGACUGCCGAUCAGCUCUCUGCACGCUUGAUGGGCCGGUGGAAAAGUGGAGCUCCCUUGUGCCACACUCUCUGGAAAGACGAUCCCGCUCUGGCGGAAAAUAACAAUUUUGACUAUCUACCAACCAAUACCCAAGAGCAUUGCCCUUUCGCCGCGCAUAUACGCAAGGCUAGACCGCGUGGCGAUCUGGCAGACAAAUUCAGCAGUGCAAUCAUCCGGCGGGGCAUACCGUAUGGCCCGGAGGUCACAAAAGAAGAGCAAGACAAGCAAACAACGAAGGAAGAUCGUGGAAUGUUGUUUGUCUGCUAUCAAAGCAAUAUCUCAAAUGGAUUCCGGAGGAUCCAAGAGCAGUGGUGCAACAAGAACACCUUCCCCUCAGGCAAAAAGCGUAUCACCGGUGAUCCAGGACCGGGAGCCGAUCCAAUCUGUGGUCAGCCUAAUGGGCCGGACCCGUUUGUGAUGGGAUUGUGUGAUGGCAAGAAUAAGAACAUCCAUGUGGAUUUGCAUUGCUGUGUGAUUCCUAGAGGGGGGGAGUACUUCUUCACCCCUUCCAUUGCCGCACUGAAGAAUAUUUCGAACGGCUCAACUUAA
Aspergillus caelatus is the source of this 1428-nucleotide messenger RNA. Its product is annotated as Dyp-type peroxidase. Gene Ontology annotation, molecular function: peroxidase activity; heme binding. The coding region runs from base 1 to 1428 and encodes 475 amino acids. Lineage: Eukaryota; Fungi; Ascomycota; Eurotiomycetes; Eurotiales; Aspergillaceae. Gene Ontology annotation, cellular component: cytosol. The transcript has 8 exons. The record is from RefSeq and is a predicted model, not a curated record.